Messenger RNA from Glarea lozoyensis ATCC 20868, 465 nucleotides. Its product is annotated as Mago nashi protein. Bases 1 to 465 code for a protein of 154 amino acids. The transcript is spliced from 6 exons. Gene Ontology annotation, biological process: RNA splicing. The record is from RefSeq and is a predicted model, not a curated record. Lineage: Eukaryota; Fungi; Ascomycota; Leotiomycetes; Helotiales; Helotiaceae. Gene Ontology annotation, cellular component: exon-exon junction complex; nucleus.
AUGUCCGCAGCCAGUGAUACUUUUUAUAUUCGCUACUACUCUGGUCACCAAGGUCGACAUGGCCACGAGUUCCUUGAAUUCGAUUUUCGAGUGCUAGGGGAUGGAGGAAGCGCGUCUGCACGAUAUGCGAACAAUUCCAAUUACCGCAAUGACUCCCUGAUUCGGAAAGAGAUGUGUGUGAGCGCGCUUCUCGUCGACGAAAUAAAGCGUAUCAUCAAGACCAGUGAAAUCAUGAAGGAAGACGACAAAAACUGGCCGCAGAGGAACAAGGAUGGACGACAAGAGUUGGAAAUAAAACUAGGAGGAGAACACAUUUCUUUCGAGACUGCGAAGAUUGGCUCUCUUGUCGAUGUUACCGAAUCGCAAGAUCCUGAAGGACUUCGUGUGUUUUACUAUCUCGUACAGGACUUGAAAGCACUGGUCUUCUCGCUGAUAGCACUUCACUUCAAGAUUAAACCUAUAUGA